Molecule: messenger RNA, 2595 nt
Organism: Magallana angulata
Lineage: Eukaryota; Metazoa; Mollusca; Bivalvia; Ostreida; Ostreidae
Exons: 19
Coding region: 100-2328 (742 amino acids)
Biological process (GO): melanocyte differentiation; lysosome localization; organelle organization
Cellular component (GO): lysosomal membrane; BLOC-2 complex
Source: RefSeq, a predicted model, not a curated record
UCAAGAGAGUUCUCGGAAAGAGAAAGUACCUAUCAAGGACAUGUUGAUGUAAACAAGCCUCCUUUGAAACAUGGACUAUGAUGGAGUAGAUUAAGGACUAUGUCAACAGCGCCUAUUCUUUUUUCGUUGGAAAAAACUGUUCCAAUAUGUCGCAUACAGUUAUACAGGGAUGUGGUUUGUAAAGAGAAAUAUGGGCCACUAGAUCGAGUCUGGAUUUGUCCUGGUCAUGUGUUUGUAUCAGUUCGAGAUGGCAGACAGCUCUAUACAUUUGACACAAAAAAUACAACACAGGAUGAAAACAAAGGCUGUCUUGAUUUACAAAACCUAGAUCCACCUCUUCUAGAGGUCUUGUCAUAUGAUGCCAAUCAGUCGGUUUAUAUUGUCCAGCAGAAUGGAUAUGUUCAAUGCUGGAAGUUCCGCGCUGACAGAAUCUGGAUUUUAGAGCAGGAAUUUAAUAUAUGCAACAGUAACCGGUCAGAGGUCACUAGUGUGUGUCUGCAUCCUACCCACAACACCCUCUACUGGUGUGAAAAAAGAACAACUUCCUCCUCAGGACAGUCUGUAUUCUGUAUAUGUAGACGAAAAAUUACAAAUGGGGAGGAGACGGUAUCAGAGCGUGAACUGGGUCCGGUGGAAGCCAUCAUGCACAAUAUCUGUCUCUGUCAUCUUCAUCCUUUGCAGCAUGGACUUGCUAUUGUCAUAAAAAGUAAGCCCCCGUUAGUGUCCAUGGUAAUUUAUUGGAACCAAAGCUCAAACUCCGUCACUAUGUACUCAGGGCCUUACACUUUGGUUGUGGAAAAUUCCACCUCCUCUCAAGCAUUUGAUUUCACUUCAUUGGCAUUCAAGUUCAUCAGCAUCAGCAUUCAGGUAAGAAAUAAAUAUGCAAUGCUUGGCUAUGCAUACAAUACUCAGAAAAUGGAACUGACAAUCAUAGAGGAGGGCAGCGUGAUGCGGAGGCUGUCUGCUGGGAGCAGAAUGUGUGAUAAAUUAAAUGAAGUGCAGUUGGAGGUUGGUGCAGACAAAAUAGAGAAGGGUGCCACUUGGUUUUGUCACCAAGGAAAUCUUGGUCUUCUUCACAAGACUAAUCUGCUUUUAUUUGACAUGGACUCAGGGAAACUUGUGAACUCAAUCGCUCCACAAGAGGGAUCUGUGUUCUUGGGAAUGUGCAAUACCAGCCCUGCCUCGGUAGUAUCUGCUGUGUACGCAGGGGACAAUGUAUAUGUCAUUAUGAAACAAAAAAAGAAGGAAGAAUGGGACUUCAGCACGACAUCAUCCUUAAAGGACUUUCAAACAACAGCUCUUCAUAUUGCUCACCUUGAGCAGGAAAAAACUGACAAUCCAUCAACUAAGGUGAAGCAAAGUUUGUCACACUUAAAGCAGACCUGGCAAAAAUCUAAAGACCAGAAACCAGGCACAAAGCUUGCUGAAAUUGUGGCACCUUAUCUGGAAGAAUAUUGGAAGUUGGAAAAUAUUUCUACCGAAGCAUUUCAGCCUUCUAAGUUAGCUUGCCCCACCUGUGUUGAAGAUGAGGUUCUCCAUAUUCUUGACCCCAAUUCCUCUCUCCUCAUGUCGGACCGCCAUGCUCGCCUCCUCUCUCUGGCCCACUCCCACCCAAAACAAGUCCUGGCGGUUCUUGAAUCACAGAUGGAGUUUGAUACAGAUGAUAUCAGUGCAGCCCAGAUCCAGCGCUGGCAGUGCAUUCUGGCCCCAGAUGUUUCUGUGAGCCCAGUCAGCAGUGAUGUCGCCGUCCCAAUGUUUGAGCACAUCUGUCGUCUUCUGUACAAGCUAGAACCAAAAAAACUGAUGCAGUUUGUGAAGAUUUGUCAAAUGAUCAACGACCAGAAAGUGGGAGUGUCUGCCUUCAUUAGAAAGCGACAAUCGAUUCAUUAUUAUGAACGAGCUGUUGUUUGUAUACAAGACAUAGAUGACGUAGUGACCUCCCCUGAUUCGGCCCAGGCAUUUGUCUCUCUGCUGUUGGCCAGUAAACAAGAGCAUUGUGAGACACGGGCCUUGCAGUUCUAUCUGGACGCUGGCCAAUGGGAACUGUCCUUGGAUUUACUGCGGGACUACUGCGACAACUCACAGCUUCACUUCCUGUUGUUCCACCACCUCCUGGACAAGUUCAACAAGGAGGGUGUUUUGACAGACUAUGCAGUGAUGGUGUUUUCUUUGAUGCCAAAUAUCAAAAGCUUGAGCUCAGUGACUGAACUGAUUCCCCCUUGUGAUACAUGGACAGCCUUGGACGUGUUCUCAUCUAGUUGUGUUCCCUUUGGGCAGAUUAAACCUAUACUGCAGAAAAAACUGCUGGCUGAGGACCCAGCGGAUUGACACUUUGAUUAAGCUUUACACCAGUACUGUACAUACAUAGUUUAAGAAGAGUUUAGAUGAUCAAUUUUGAUUUGAUCACAACAACUCAAGCAGUUUGCAGAACACAUGGAUAAAUUUAGAUUGUUGACAUAUCUCAAAAUGUUUAUUUUAUAUAGCUUGUUGUUUUUUACUGUAUUUUUACAUUAAUAAUUGAAUUUUAUGUUGUCAAUGUUUAUGUGGAAAAGAGUGCAAUACUUCCAAGGAGUAAAUAAAAAUUUAUUUUGUUAA